Messenger RNA from Macadamia integrifolia, 2239 nucleotides. RefSeq names its product TOM1-like protein 9. Gene Ontology annotation, biological process: protein transport to vacuole involved in ubiquitin-dependent protein catabolic process via the multivesicular body sorting pathway. The record is from RefSeq and is a predicted model, not a curated record. The transcript has 8 exons. Lineage: Eukaryota; Viridiplantae; Streptophyta; Magnoliopsida; Proteales; Proteaceae. Bases 592 to 1308 code for a protein of 238 amino acids. Gene Ontology annotation, molecular function: ubiquitin binding; phosphatidylinositol binding.
GUCUUGACUCUUGAGUUGUUAUCAAAUUAUUGGGUUUUGGUUUUUAUCGGUUCCAUAAAACCGUACUCAAAAACCAAACAAAUAAAAGUUCGGUUCAAUUGAAACUGAACCGGUCGGUUUUCUCUGCCUCUCCGGAGAUGGCUGCCAAACGAGCAGCGGGCCCACACAAAGAGGUAAAAGUACACAUCAGAUUUGCACACUUGUCAUGUUUGGGACACGUGUUUAUGCGUAGUUGGUGGGCAUCCUGCUUUUCUUUCUUGCCAACACCUUGCUCUGAACAGAAAGAAGAGAAAAGAAAGGAUGAGCGAUCCGAAGCGAAAAUUUCGGUUAGCGCAGAGAGACAACUUCUUCGACUCUGAAAAGGAAAGACCCAAAGAGAGAGAGAGCUUCCAAAGCUCAUCUUUGGUUAGGCUUUUUGACCUGGUUGGUUUUUCUCUUCCCUCUCCUCCUCUAGGGGUUUAAUCUCAUCAGUCUCAUCUCUCCGGUCAUUCAAAGCAAGGAACUUUCGCCGGAAUUUGCUAGAUCUCUUCGGGAAAUUCUCUGCCAGAUUACUACUCUCAGUUUCCAUUUUUAUCGUCUCCAUUUGCAGAUAUGGUUUGUUCUUUGGUCGAACGAGCGACGAGUGAUAUGCUGAUCGGUCCCGACUGGGCUAUGAACAUUGAGAUCUGUGACAUUCUGAAUCACGAUCCUGGGCAAGCAAAGGAUGUUGUCAAAGGAAUUAAAAAGCGUCUUGGGAGUAAGAAUCCAAAGGUCCAGCUCCUUGCCCUCACACUGUUAGAGACGGUAAUAAAGAAUUGUGGAGACAUCGUCCAUAUGCAUGUUGCCGAGAGAGAUAUUCUUCAUGAGAUGGUGAAGAUAGUUAAAAAAAAGCCUGACUUUCAUGUCAAGGAGAAGAUACUGACCCUAAUAGAUACCUGGCAAGAAGCUUUUGGAGGACCAAGAGCUAGAUAUUCUCAAUAUUAUGCCGCAUAUCAGGAGUUGUUGCGUGCUGGAGCAGUAUUUCCUCAGAGAUCUGAGAGGUCUGCGCCCAUAUUUACACCUCCACAAACACAGCCUCUGUCUUCAUAUACUCGUAAUAAUGAUUACCAGCAGGAGGUAGCUGAGUCUUCAGCAGACUCUGAUUCUCCAGCCUUGAGCCUGACAGAAAUUCAGAAUGCUCGGGGUAUUAUGGAUGUCCUUACAGAAAUGCUAAAUGCUGUGGAUCCAGGGAAUAAGGAGGGGCUUAGGCAGGAGGUAAUAGUUGACCUGGUUCAACAGUGCCGCACGUACAAGCGGAGAGUGGUCCACCUAGUUAACACAACUUCGUGAAUCACCCAAUUUGAAUCGGAAUCAGACGCACACGAUCUUGAUUAGCAACGAUUCAUGACCCCUGGGUGGAUUGGGCAAUCUAAUCCAGAACUAUCAGAGUUAGCCGAUUCAGUCAAUUCCUCAGCAACUCUCUACCGGUAUUUCUAACCAUUUUCCUGGCUUUUUGGGCUCUACAACUAAUGCCUGCCUAUCUUCCCUGACCCUGUCAUGCCAUUUCUCGGUGUCAGAUAACUAUUGUAUAGUCAUCGAACCACUCUUAUUCUUCCUCUGAAAUGGUAUAACCAUCUUAGCUGCUGCCCCAGAAGAUCCAUUCAAUGGAUUUUACAGAUUUUUCAUUGGGCGUGCAUGCUGAUGGAAAUGAUAUAGCUAGAAGCUUUACUGGCUGUAACUGCUUAGCUGUUGCGACUUGCCUGAGAUGGAGCUUCAACCUCAGCUAGCUCUGCAGAAGCUCAAUCUAGGAAAUGGGAGGAAUCCUUACGCAGCAGAGUGUUGUGAUUCCGUGAUGAGUAUCUUUGAAGUAGAGUUGUAAAAGGCGGGUGAUUCUGGAAAUAGGUGGCCGGGGGCAGAGAAACACUGCUGGAAAUACGAUUCAAGAUGGAUGCUGAGUUUAGGGAUGGAAACCUCAAUGGACCUCUCUUAAACCAUAAACAGGAACAACAGCAGAGAGUAGUGGUGAGCCUUCUCCCCUCUCCCUUUUGCAUCAGACCACGACCGUGACGGAGAACGAGAGUAGCAACAGGGAGCUGUAAACCUCUCUCUCUCUCUCUCUGUCUCUGUCUCUCAUCAAACAUAUACAGUUGGCGGAGGACUGUAGCAUUGACGUCAAACAGUGGUAAGCUCUCCUCGCCGCCUUGUCUCUCUUAUUCUCUUUCAUGAUAAAAACCUCUCUGUUGGAUAUCUAAAGGGUUUGGAAUAGGAUUGAAAACGUGCC